AUGCGUAUUCUUUUCAAAAAUGGGUAUUGCACACAGUCUCCAGAAUGCCAAUAUCUGCACUUGGAUCCCAACAGCAAGAUCCAGGAGUGUGAAGAAUACAAGAUGGGGUUUUGUCCUGCCGGACCUGGGUGCGUCAAGAAAACGAUAUACCCACGUUACGUUACAGGGUUUUGUCCGUUGGGUAGAGCCGAUUGCGAUCUGGAACAUCCGCCGUUUGUGAUACCGAAUGAACUGAGCAAGCUUCGUUUCAAGAAUGAUGAUGAAAUAAACACCAAGAAAUUGGACGAGGAAAAGGAGCGUCGUUUUAACGCUAUUAUGAAUGGUGAGAUCCCAGCAUAG
Molecule: messenger RNA, 339 nt
Organism: Lachancea lanzarotensis
Lineage: Eukaryota; Fungi; Ascomycota; Saccharomycetes; Saccharomycetales; Saccharomycetaceae
Product: LALA0S08e07404g1_1
Exons: 1
Coding region: 1-339 (112 amino acids)
Molecular function (GO): RNA binding
Source: RefSeq, a predicted model, not a curated record